UUCCAAAACAAACGCUCGCUGGCGACGCUGACGUUUUAUCGGGUGAUCGCUCUGUGUUGCUGUUCGCUGCGCCGUGCCGCCGCGCAUCAUAUGCUCUUGUUAGCGUUGUGGGCCCAUCGGAACGUCGAGAGCGAGGUGUUGCACUGCUGUUUUCCUUCGGGGUCCUUUUCUCCGAAACCGUUUCUCCAUUGUUGUCUUUAGAAGGGAGGCUCCGCUCUCCAUGCGAACCCAUCCGACAGCUCACUACGCCACCGACGCGGCUCCUUGCGCGUUGUUGAGUUCGCCCAGGAACUUGUCGUGACAAGACCAGCGAGGCGUCGGGGAAAAAGCGGGGCCGCAGAACAACGCAGCAGCAUUCGAGGCCGCCUACGAAGCCUCCGCUAGCGCCCCUGCCCAGCCGCUCACGUUUCCUGGGACUGCACUUGGUGCACGUUGCCUACGUGCCGCCGAACUUCGGGGCCAUGUCGGGCACGCCACAGCAGAUCGUCAACGACGACUGUCUGAACGAGUCGUGGGUGGAGCUGUACUACGGGGCGUCGUCCUCGGACCGUGCCACGCCGCCUCUCUCCGGCAACGUCCACAUCCUGGAGAAGCUUCUGCUGGAGGCCCAGCGGGACUCCAAUGCCUCCUCGGCACGCGGGAGCGGAAGCCCCAAAAGCCCGCACAGUCCAUCAAAUGAGACGGUCUCCUUUGUCCUGAAUAAGGAGGAGAAGCAGAUUCCGACGGACUGGAUCUGGGACUGGAGCAGCCGCCCCGACCAGCAGCCUCCCAAGGAUUGGAAGUUCCGGCAUCCCGGGGUGGUGGCCAACCGCAAGCGCCCCGUGCUGAGUCUCCGCGGAUCCCGCAUCAUCCGCCUGGCCGACAUCUUCCCCCUGCUGCUGCUCAGCAACCUGCUCUCCGUCCUGCUCGGGGCGGGCAUUGGGGUGUGCAUCGGCCGCAGGAUGAGGGUGGCCAGCGUGGAGUGAUCUUCCAACUGCACGCCGUCCGAAUGCGAGGCAGGCGGGGCUACUCCGCGCUCUCGCGUCGGGAUGCGCAACUUCGGACCCUGACCCAGUUUCGUCCCAUCUUCGACCAGCGGGGCCUCGGCCCAUUUCGUCGUACUCCGUUUCGUCAACCGGCCUUUCCUCUUUCUUGCUAUUGUUAAAGUUGGUUUUGCAGGUGUUCCUCUAUGUUUGACGACGGUUGCUCGCAACCGCGGAAUUUCGAUUUGCGAAUGGAUAUUUUUGUUUCGAGUUGGAAACUGCGUCGCAAGCGGCGAUUGGUUUCUAGAGUUGAACCCUUUCGCGGACCACGAGCUCUUAAAGAAUCACAUAAUUGACGACGGCUUCGGUGACAACGACUUGGCCAAGAAUAGGUCUAUCCCGCGUUCUUUUUGGGAAAUGUCGGCCAAGAAACAUAUUCGUAGCAAGACAGGACUGCGUUUGUUGCCACAUCUGUUUUAGAGCCAAUUUAUCUGUGUCCCCUUCGCUGGCGCCCUUCUAAAACCUUGGGGGCGCCGCACACAAGUGUGCUGGUAUGUUUUCCGGGUGCUACCAUUUUGAGAGGAUUAGAUAGGAUUCCGACGGCUUAAAGGGGCACUGACACAUCAAAAUAAUUUUUUUUUAUUAUCUGAAACAAUUGAAAACAAUGCCGGGACAUUACCCUCAAAAUUCGAAACUUGGGAAAUCAGUAUUUGUGAAGUAAAAAAAAAAAAAACAAUUUCCAAAUGCCGAAUUCAAAGUUUUUGCGCGAUCCGCGCCGGUGCGUUGACGCACCGGCGCGGAGCCAACUUUCUUUCAUGACUCCGUGCUGUUGCCACCGGGACCCGGUACACCGUUUUAGACAAAAAAAAAAAAAAAAAAAUAUGACUUUUGGGGUGUCGGUGCCCCUUUAACCACUUUUAUCGGGCUGUCUCAAUGCAAAAUAUUUUGACUCUAGUGGGAAAAAAAAAAAAAAAUGCAAGAAGCCUGGGAAAAUACAAGAAAGUUGCUAAAAACAUGCUCGCUGAACUGGCGCCUUUGCGUGGUGCUUUUGUACCUAAGGAGGUCGGACUAGUUUCUGGAGCUUCUUCGACUGGGCGGAAGCGGAAACGAAACACGGGCUGGGGAUUCCUUUGUUUGGCAGGCCACGGCGUGGGAACACAUUCAACGACGAGUUUCUUUUUAGUCGGUCUGUAGAACACGACUCUUAGUUUCUUGUGCGGGCAUGGGCCCGACUUAUCUCUAACGUCUACAAUUGUGACCUUGUCGCGGUGACAUCUUUCAGCGAUUGGUGGACGACUCGUGGAGUGUGCUUGCAACACCUUCCCGUAGCACAGUGAGGGAGGGUACGGUCGACGAGAGUGUGCCGCCAUUUCGGGGUUCCCUGCGGACGUGCCUCGAGCACCAGUGUUGCCAAUCCCGCGUUUUUACCGCUGAAUUUAGCAGUUUUUGGAGUUGCCCAGUGGGAGAAAUUGCUGUCUUGCAGUUGGCGGGAUUUCCGUCAAUCUAGAGUCGCAUAAGCGUGUUUUCUGGCGGUGUAAAAUAUUCUCCAUCUCAGCUUUUGUCAAUGGUAAAUAUCAAUUUCUGUGGUAAGAUAGAGUUAUGGGGUUAUCAUUUUUGCUUACCCUCAUCAAAAUUGUGGGUGAGAAUAACGCUUGCAAUGCCAUUGCGAUAUAGGGGUGGGAAGGGGCGGACAAACGUUGGAACAUUGCGUUAAAAACGGUCAUUUCUGGCGUGCGACUUAAAUUUAGCAGUUUUUAGAGGUAUUUCGGGAUUUCUUAGGCGGGUUUUUGGUUUUUGAGAUGCAACGCUGCUCGGCACCAUGAUGGGUUCUGAGCGCGAGAGGCUGUCGCGUCGACGAUCGUUCUGGGGGCUGCCACAAAAGCACGCAGCAGUUUUCCUGGCAGCCGCUGUGGGUGCGCAUAUUUUGUGGUUGGGAGAGACGCCGUACAGGAACGAUGUGUUUGGACGACACGUCGACCGCCUCAGUGUUGGCAACCACGUCGGAAAUAGCCCCGAAAUUAGCUUAUACUUUCACACGGGAGGGUUUGGGGAAGUACGGUAGUGGACGGUGUAAACUAUAGAACAUGUUGCCACCCUCGUUUAACUCCUCGGCUCUUCUCGGUGGUUGUGAGAUAAGGUUACGUUAUGCCUUCACAAUACUGACAGACUCCUCUUAGUGACACCUGCCUUGUUACAUCAACGUGCAAGUGUGUCCCCCCCCCCCCCCCCCAUGUUGGUCUUUUUGUGUACAUUGUAGCAGGCGGCACGGGGACCCCUACCGAAGUGUGGGGCAGCCAUUUUACUGACCAGUUAAGGUAUAAAGUUGUGCAGUUUUGGAAAUCAACGCUUGCCAGCUUUCUCAAGCUGGCGGCAGAUGCUUGUGCUUUAGCUACGCAUGGUCGGGAGAUGGCAGCUUCAGUUUUUUUUUUCCACUUCUGUUGAACGUUCUAGCACUUUUCAAUGUCGGAUUGGCAUACUUGUAGACACUGGCUUGCACGUCUUGAAUGUGUAAAGUUUUUUUUUAAGCGUGUUUGAAUCGCAUCAUUUUUUGGGCGACCUUUCGACUGUGGCUGCACUGCCGUCGACGAAACGGCCAGUGUCGUAUGCGUCUUCGAAGCUUUGCAUAACAACGUUGAACCAACGAUUUGACAUGUAAAAAUGAACUUGACAGCUGGCACAACGAGCUCAUUUCCUAAUGUUAAACAAAUUAGUGCAAUUGGAGAGCCUUGCAGUACAAAGGUUUCGAAGACCACACUAUCUAAACGAAGCUCUCCACUCCUCGACAAAUCGUUCUGCGCAAGGUCGCCGAAACCUUGGUGGCACCGAAUUGCUGUUGAGUUUGCCGUAGCACUUGGUAGCCGAUUCUCUAUCGUUUGCUGCUUCUGUCAUGGGAGCGGCACCGCCAUAUCUUUGUCUCGCUGCUACGGACUUUGGCUUCAACACUGGGGCAGGGCGGUGCCGGGCGAGUCGCCCGCUUCUUGUUUGCGUAUUUUACUUUUCGUUGUAAAUAACGGCCAAGGGCUACUUUAUUGUCGUCGGUAAACUGUUUCCUUUACUUUGUGUGCGUGAACAUGUAUAGAAUGCAAAACUGACUGUACGUUCUCCCGCUGCGCUCGCGGUGCUUGUGGAAUGCAGGGCAGACUGAGCUCAUGCUUCCUAAUGAAGGGGGCAAGGAUGUUGUGGGUUGGGGUUGUCUCGUGUCUGUCAUGUGACUAAUAAAAUGACGCCGUUAAUAGUCGCGGCUGGUGAAUUUUUC
Messenger RNA from Ixodes scapularis (black-legged tick), 4218 nucleotides. RefSeq names its product BCL2/adenovirus E1B 19 kDa protein-interacting protein 3. The transcript has 6 exons. NCBI's taxonomy places the organism in Eukaryota, Metazoa, Arthropoda, Arachnida, Ixodida, Ixodidae. The coding region runs from base 462 to 965 and encodes 167 amino acids. Gene Ontology annotation, biological process: positive regulation of apoptotic process; mitochondrial outer membrane permeabilization. Gene Ontology annotation, cellular component: nucleus; mitochondrial outer membrane; mitochondrial envelope. The record is from RefSeq and is a predicted model, not a curated record.